AGAUAGGUGGAAUUGCUUUGACAGUGUGUGAACACCCACGCAGCAGAGAUUGUAGCCUGGCAUUCCUUUGACAGCUUGGAAUCAGCUCAAAACGGUGCAUUCUUUCAAGUGCUUGAAAGUACAUUACUAGAAUUAAACAGUUUUCCCGAAGUUUCCACGAAAUCAAGCUAUAAACAUGUCGCUUUAUCCAUCGCUGGAGGAUAUGAAAGUCGACCACAUGAUCAAGGCUCAAUUGCAAAGCGAGCCGCAUUAUGGACUUCAACCAACACAUAAUAUACCCAGUGCACCUACAGCUCCAUCUGCACCGCUUGCAUCUCCUUCGGCACCGUUGUACCCAUUUUUAGGAGAAUAUAUGGGACUGGAACUCAGUGAGGAAGCGAUCCUACAGAACAUGCCUGAAUAUGCAGUCGUUAAGCGAGAUAGUAUGGACAUGGUCCUUCCGUCUCAGCCUCAAGGACUCAUUGCGAAUAUGGUGGCUCCAUUAUCCGGACAAUCGGCAGGCUUGCAGCGGGCUCAAGUCACUAAUGGCAUUCGUGAGCUGACUUUGUGUAAAGACAAAGAUGGGAAGGUUGGACUGAGAGUUCAUCCGGUAAACGAAGGUGUAUUCGUAUGUCUUGUGAGCCCAAAGUCUCCUGCGGCUCUUGCAGGACUGCGCUUCGGAGAUCAAAUUCUGGAGAUUAAUGGAGAAUCACUGGCUGGUUAUUCUAUGGAAAAGGUGCACAAAAUAUUUAGAAACUGCCCAAUCAAUGGAAUCAAUGUCGUCAUCAGAGAUCGGCCUUUCGAGCGCACCAUAACGAUGCACAAGUAUAGUUCCGGACACAUUGGAUUCCAGUUUAAGAAUGGAAAGAUCAUUGCUUUGAUAAAGGACUCAUCUGCUGCUAGAAAUGGCCUCUUAACGGAUCAUCAGAUUCUUGAAGUAAAUGGGAAAAAUGUAAUCGGCUUGAAAGAUAAGGAGAUCACAGCAGAGAUCGAAAAGGGUGGAGAUAUCAUCACGAUAACUGUUAUUCCUUCCUUCAUUUACGAUCACAUGAUCAAAAAAAUGAACAAUAGUCUGUUAAAGUCUAUGGACCACUCUGUACCUAACCUCUAAAACCUGACUCGUAAGGACACUAAAUCCGUUCCAUUGAGAUUCUUUCAUUUCUUUUUGUGGUGUACAAUUUUUUCACAAAGCAUUCGACUUACACAGAGUCUAUUGCAAGGUAAUAUCUCUGAUCGGAGCAACUGCUGUCUCGGUGUAAGAGGUGCACAGAUCAAUAUAUUUGGGCAUUUAAUCUUUUCUUUCAAUCAACAACGUGCAAUUUUCCUGCAACAUGAAGAGUGCGAGGAAGUUAGCGUUUAAGCACAGUAUAUCGUACAAGAUAAAGUCUAGAAGUAUUGUGUAUGUAUACACGAAUCAAUGGUAAUGUUUAUAUUUUACAAUCGUACGUCCCUUUGUCAUUUAUUACUAGACGAGUUCUGAACAAAGAAACAUUCGACACAAGGUGACAAAUUUAUCUAUAAGUAGAGGUUAAGACGAUAUAUAAAAGUGGCGUCUGAGGAGUUUCAUUUAUGAAAAUAACCAAAUCAUUUGAAAUUUUAUUACUUGAAUAUGGAGGUCGGGGAUCUCAUGAAAUUUCAUUUUUAUAAUUUUUAUUAUAAACAUUUUUAUGUUUUUUUUCAUAAAGUGAUAUCUUACGGGUGACAUUACCUUCCUUAGGACCUCUACAUUCACGUGGUAAAAUUUAAAACGAUUCUUCCAGUUAGUAGAAAAGUUUUAUAAUCAAUUGCUUUCCGAGAUACCACUUUCAUAUCACAUUAACUCCCAGUUUUAAACAGAACCGUGAGAUUUGAGUCUGCUGGGGCUGGUUCUUGAAAGUGAUAACGUAAUCAUGUUACGGCUUAGUAAUAACCUUCCAAAGUGACAAAUUAUUAUAGAAUUACUAUAGUAAGAUAUUUUAUUAUUAUAAGUAGAGCUUUACUGGCGAGGAAAGUUGAGGCAUUCAUGGACACAGACUUCUUUACAUUUCUUUUUUGGUGUCUACACCCUACACAGUGCCACAGUUUCAAUAAAACUAUACAGAUGUUACAUACGAAUAAAAUUGACUUACAAUUA
Molecule: messenger RNA, 2092 nt
Organism: Orussus abietinus
Lineage: Eukaryota; Metazoa; Arthropoda; Insecta; Hymenoptera; Orussidae
Product: syntenin-1
Exons: 7
Coding region: 176-1090 (304 amino acids)
Cellular component (GO): plasma membrane; cytoplasm
Molecular function (GO): protein binding
Source: RefSeq, a predicted model, not a curated record